This is a messenger RNA of Metarhizium album ARSEF 1941, 1419 nucleotides long. RefSeq lists its product as uncharacterized. The transcript has 2 exons. Lineage: Eukaryota; Fungi; Ascomycota; Sordariomycetes; Hypocreales; Clavicipitaceae. The coding region runs from base 1 to 1419 and encodes 472 amino acids. The record is from RefSeq and is a predicted model, not a curated record.
AUGGGCGAGUCCGCACCCUCCGCAGACGCCGAAUCCUCCCCCUGCCCCUCCACGCCCAGCAAACCGCACAUCCUUCCACACCUCAUCAACAUCACGACUACUGGCGACAUAAUCCUCUCCGUCACUUUCCAAACAUCCAUCGAGACGCUCAGGAGAGCCCGCAAAGCCAACCUCCUCAACGGCUCACCCGCGCCGCCACACGCCCUGAGGCCCGAGGUGACCGUGGCAUACCGCGUUCAGCUCGAUGUGCUGAAAACGCACUCCAAAUAUUUUGCCAGCCUGCUUACGAACCCCGGGUUCCAGGAAGCCAGCCUCAUAAACACCGUGCACGCCCAACUAUCUGCCAGGAAGACGAAGCCUUCAGAAGCAGAUCCAGCAGAGCUACCUCGUGUCAAAAUCACAGACAGCGACGAUGCCACCCAGUCCGCGGCGAGAGAGCCCAUAUUUGAGGACAUGCUGCGCAUAAUCCACCAGGCACCCAUCAAGACUACCCGGGUCGUCAUGUCGUACGUGACCACGCUGGCGCUGCUAGCAGAUCGAUUCGACUGCUGCGCAUCCGUGUCUCGGGCCUUGGCCGACAUCAAGUUCAAGUGGCCCGUCACCAACACCCGUCCAUACACUGACGAGUCGGGCCGUGCGACGGAGGCGGAGAAGGUCCUGCGUCAAAAGAUUCUCGCCGCCUGGCUGUUGGGUCAGCCAAUGCGUUUGCACCACGCAAGCCGGGAACUGGUCAUCCGGGGCUCACGACUCUGGGGCGCAUACGGCCAAGAGCAUGAUUGCCAAGGUGCAUGGUGGCAUCUCCCGGAAGGCAUGGAAGAAGAACUGCAGUACCGUCGAGAGUGUAUCCUCGACACCAUCUCAUCCAUUCAGCGCCACUUUCUUGACCUGUACUCGUCUCGUCACCGUCAGUGCAAACUAGGCUACGACUCCAGUACGGCUUGCGACUCGUUCCAGUUUGGUCAGAUGCUGAGAUUUCUCCUCUCGAGACACCUGCUGCACCUGGUGGACUUUGCGCCGUCGUCGCUGGACAAGCUACCGGAUACGUCAAUGGCAGAUAUAGACGAGCUGCUGGUGACACUGAAACAGUGUCCCAAUUACCAGGUUGACAAGCACCAUACGAAUUGUGGUCUGAGGAUUCGCAUCGAGCCUAUUUUGGAUUUUGUCGGGGCCAUGGUAGCCGCUGGCGUGGUGGCGAUUCCCCUGGCGGAUUGGAAGCGGCGGCGAUCAGAUGUGUCGUGGCUGAAUGAGAGGGUUCCCUUGAGAAAUGGUAGAGACGAGGAAGUGGGCUCCGAAGUCUUUGCAUUCACGAGGACCCUCGCGAAUGAUCAAAGGUUGAGGUACGAGGGCGCUAUUUACGCCGACAAAAUGGCGAGGAAGCUUUUCACUGCCGGUGCAUGGGACUGGACACCAGAGGCUUGA